GGACGAGGUGGCUGACUUUGUGCAUCUUCAGCUUCCAGGAAAUGCAGCCUGCCGGAAUGUCCAACUGGGCGCGACGUUACGGUCAAAUCGUCAUAUCUUCCAUCGGGUCCUCGCUCGGAUCGGCAGUAUUUUUUUAUCCACUCCUUUUGAUUUUCAAAUCACAGUUGGUCGAGAUGUUAUGAUCAACCCGACCAAACAACUUUCUCUCUAUAUAUAAUGUACAGCGUUCGAACGACUCAUUUCAAUCCAACCACAGCCAAUAAAUCAUCUCUCCUGUUGAAUAUACAAUCAUGGUUUUCUACGCAUAUGUCAAACAUAUCACGACCAACACGACCUAUCGAUACGUGAUUACCUUUGCUAGCCGCGAAGUUGCGGAUGAGUGGUGGCGUGCCGUGUCCACUUCCGCCGUCACUAGUUUCGUGACUAGUGUUCAGCGUGUCAACGCCCAGUUCUACACCCAUAACGUGAGUCUGGCAAACGCCGCCAACUCCCUCACCACGACUGGGGUUGCGACCGAAUUCCUCGGCAAGGUGUUUUUCACCUUGCAGAAUGACUUGGCUGGUCGCGGCUUGAGCAUCAUCCCACGGCUCGAAUAUUGCGCGGACCACAUCAGCGGAAACUCAUUUUUCAUUCGCUCUAAAGUCUCUCCUUACGAGUAUUGGUACCAUCCCCCAUCGUCUAACGCGACGAACGCGGUCUAUGUUUCGCGCACCGAACGCUCUCGCUUCACCGUUAGUCGCACCGCCAGCGGUACUGCAGGGACCGUCAUAAUUGGCUCUGACAAUGUCGUUAUCACGUUGACCACCGUUGAUCUGUCCGUUAACGUCAAUGGCACCACUGGUCAGGUGAUCCUCUCACUUGCUCCUAUGUCGGGGUUGACUUUUAGUACCCUUUUGACCAACUUCACGGUUGGGCCUUCCUUGUCUGUGGAUGGUGACACCGUGAAGAAGCUCCUCUACACGGAGCAUGGGGAACAGUGGGAACUCGCUUGA
Suillus plorans is the source of this 992-nucleotide messenger RNA. RefSeq lists its product as uncharacterized. The transcript is spliced from 3 exons. The record is from RefSeq and is a predicted model, not a curated record. Lineage: Eukaryota; Fungi; Basidiomycota; Agaricomycetes; Boletales; Suillaceae. The coding region runs from base 291 to 992 and encodes 233 amino acids.